Molecule: messenger RNA, 2647 nt
Organism: Fomitopsis serialis
Lineage: Eukaryota; Fungi; Basidiomycota; Agaricomycetes; Polyporales; Fomitopsidaceae
Exons: 7
Coding region: 109-2361 (750 amino acids)
Biological process (GO): deadenylation-dependent decapping of nuclear-transcribed mRNA
Cellular component (GO): cytoplasm; P-body
Molecular function (GO): manganese ion binding; RNA binding; hydrolase activity
Source: RefSeq, a predicted model, not a curated record
CCCUCAUACUGGUACCACUCACUGUUCUCUUUAUUACCGCUGUCCGCCUCCCGUUCCUAUAUUUGACAGUGGCAUCUACACCACUCGUUACGCCUUGUUUUCUUCCCCAUGGCAUCGUCUUCAUCAUCAUCACCGGAAAUCUCUGCCGCUCCGACCGCAACAGGAUCCCAAUCUUCCGUCCAAUAUGCGCACCUCAGUCGAGAAGAAGUGCUCGAGGAACUCUCGAGCCGUUUCGUUCUGAACCUACCCGACGAGGAGCUCGCAUCCGUUGAGCGAGUGUGCUUCCAGAUGGAACAAGCACACUGGUACUACGAAGACUUCAUCAGGGAGCAGAACCCCGCAAAAUUUCCGUCUUACAGCCUCAAGACUUUCUGCGAGAUUUUGUUCCGAACAUGUCCACCCUUACACCAUCUAGCCAAUGACCAUGAUCGAGUGUUCGACAAGUUCAUGCAAUACAAGACGCGAGUGCCUGUUUGUGGUGCUAUCAUGCUCAACGAGACUUGGGACAAAUGCGUCCUUGUCAAGGGUUGGAAGUCGUCUGCAGGGUGGGGCUUCCGAAAGGCAAGAUCAAUCAAGAAGAACCACGACCCGCUGCGCCGUCCGCGAGGUUUGGAGGAGACUGGAUAUGAUCUGGAGGGGCAAAUAGACCCAGAGAAUGUUUUCGAGUUGUCCAUCAAGGAGCAGUCGAUAUCUCUUUACAUUGUCCCUGGCGUGCCGGAAGACUUCCCUUUGAAACGAGGACACGCAAGGAAAUCAGUGUACAAAAUACAAUGGUUCAGACUGUCCGAUCUUCCGACAUGGAGGCGCAAUAAAUCCGUUCCUGGAAAGUUCUAUCUCAUAUCUCCUUUCAUUGGCCCAUUGAAGGCAUUCAUCCACGACCGUAAACCACGCAAUUUGCCGAGACGCAACAGCCAAAUCCAAACAUCACACGCUAGUCUCACCGCUCAUGCUCCCAGUGAGGACGAUAUCGCGAACUUGGGCAGCUACGCUGCAGUCAAUGGCGAUCAUGCUCAAGAGUCAAGCUCUCAGUCAUCGUCUGCAGACAAUGGCGAACCGCAAACACCCUCGCCUCAGUACAGCGCUCCGCACGUGAACUACCAACCUCCCUCCCAUCUAGAGCCUCAUGACGAGAUGGCAGAGAUCAACUUAGACGGAGUAGACCCUCACUUCGCCCGCCUUCUCAAUUCGUUAUCCUUGUCAGCGUCGACUUCUGUCAUUGGCAGUGCGAAGGAAUCGAUCAGCAAACAGCGAGCACCGUCCCCCUCGAAAGUUCCAGCUCAUCCUACCGUAGUCGACAUGCCCCAAAGCGCGGACCUCGGCUCAGACUGGUCCGUCAAUGUGCCUCAACGGCUCGCUGAGCCGCCCUCAGCGAAACACAGCACGCCUACCAUAGAUCACGGUUGCCGACCAGCUGCCACUGCAACGACGCUCGCUGGGUCUUCUAUGUCGGCUCUCAAUGGCCUUGCCACAGAGAGUAGUCUGGGCCUACAGCAACAGCGUCCACCCUCAUCUCACGCAGUUGCUCCCGACGCGCAAGCGAAGCUGUCCCCUCGGCUGUCCCGAGCUCAUCGCGCCUCGAGAGCGUCAGCGGAUAUAUCUCCGUACCUCUCGCGCCCGCACGACAUCCAGAAGGAGAUGAAGUACAUCUCCUUGCUCGAGAAUGUCGCAAAGGAAUCCGACAGGUUGUCGUCUCACUUGGCCCGUAGGACUCCCUCCAUCCCAGACUCCCUACACGCCUACUCCGGCCCGCCUGCGCCCAUGUAUCCGGCGUCUACAUUCGGGCGUGCUGGCGAUCCCCUCAUCUAUUCCUCCAAUCCUGCUGCUGGGUCGACCUACCCUCCACCGUCUACCAUGAUGCCCCGUCUCGAUCCCCUUUGCGACGACCCCUUCACCGUACGCCCACGUACCAGCAACGCCUUCCAUCCACUGCCCUACGUGCCGUCGCGCAAGGCUAGUCUGAAUGAAGAUCAGUUGGGCUAUAUGACUCCUGGGCUAGAGUCUCGCACACCGAGGGUACCUGGUCCUGGUUUUGGUACAUUGCCCUCCACAGGCCCGGGCGCAUACGGUCCUGCGAAUGGUAUGACGCGACCUGCCACCAUCGCGCCGCUACGCAUCCUCCCCCAGGCACAGUACCCCAUGUACGAUGGGCCCCAGCUGUCGCCGAUGUCUGGCCCACCCCUUUCUCCCUCAGCAGCCUACGGACCUACCGCCGCCGUCGCUCCGCCCAUGACUGGAAACCCCAUGCGUGCGACAAACAACGCUCAUUUGCUAUCUAUUUUGAACACGCCCAACACCGUGCCUCGCUCGUAUGCUGCGUCUGGUCUCAUGUCAAUGAACAUGAACGGCGUCGGGCCAAGAUGAUAUAUUUUUCCAUCUUGCGGGAGCGCACGCGUGCGUCGCCUCAAAUCACAUUGCGCGCACACUGGACCGGGCAGACAUAAGUAUCCCUGUAGCAUUGUUUGUUAUUAUACGCUUACGUGACGCUAUUGAAUUUGUGUCCAUCGACUACCCCUACCAUUCCGUCACCACUCGACAUCUGUACAUUUUGUUAGCUUUCCUACUACGUCGUAACCCCUCGAUGAUGCCUUUCCCCUUGUUAAUGUCUUCCUUCCUGUUUCUUUUGUGCGGCUUCUUUGCUGCUCUCCGC